AUGCCUCUAGAAAACAACUCCCAAUCCUCCGGCGUGACAGGCGCCGCUAAGUUCGUCACCAGCACCGUGGGUAACGUAGCGGGCGGCGUGGGCCGGACGACGGGCAACGUCGUCGGCGCCGCGGGCCGCGGGCUCGGCGACACCGUGACGAGCGCCACGGGAUCCACCGGCAAGCCCGUCGGCGACGCCCUGGGAUCCGUCAGCACGGGGGUCCAGAACGGCGCCGAGAGCGUGUCGAAGGGGGUUGAGAACGCGGGGCAGUGGAAGCGUUUAGAUGCGCAUGGGAAAGGUACGAUGGGUGGCUAA
This is a messenger RNA of Annulohypoxylon truncatum, 306 nucleotides long. RefSeq lists its product as uncharacterized. The record is from RefSeq and is a predicted model, not a curated record. The coding region runs from base 1 to 306 and encodes 101 amino acids. Lineage: Eukaryota; Fungi; Ascomycota; Sordariomycetes; Xylariales; Hypoxylaceae. The transcript has 2 exons.